AUGGUGCUGGCCGAUGUGUUGGCCGCGUGGCUGGGCUACGCCGUCAUCGCGGGCGCGUGCAUCGUAAAGGUCCCUCAGAUUUUUCUCAUCGUCUCCCAGUCGAGCGCCGAAGGUCUGUCGGAGGCCGCUUGUGCCCUGGAUGCGAUCGCUGCAAGUAGCUUCUCCUACUACAACUUGCUGAAGGGUUAUCCCGUGGCUGGCUGGGGCGAGCAGGGCAUCGUGGCGGUUCAAGCCACGGUGGUGCUGAUGUUGGUGUGGAUCUACCGCAAGGGCGCCAACCGCAGCAACCUCAAGUUGAGGUUUAUUGGCUUUGCGAUAUGGAUCCUGCUCAGUGUAGCGAUCCUCGUGGAAGGCCACGAGUAUCAAAUCCUGGUCGGGAUUUUAGGUGACCGACAGGUGCCCAAGCAGGUGACCGAGCGUCGUUUGCGUCUGCGGUGGACUGGACAGCUGUCCCUCAUCACCUUCUUCCUGCAGUUCCUCGGCAGCGUGGCACGGUUCUUAACCACCUUGCAACUCUUGGGCAAGGACAUGCUCUCAUUGAUCUCUCAUUCUGUGGGUGCGGUGCUCAACUUGGUGGUCGCUUCUUGGCGGACCGUGAUGGGAUGUCGUGAAGUUCGGGCCGACGAGCGAACAAGACCAAAGGGUUGGAAUUGCCACUUCGUUUUCGGAACACAAGAACAAGUGCAGGUCUUGAUGUUGAACUCUAAGAUUUCUCCAUAA
Durusdinium trenchii is the source of this 720-nucleotide messenger RNA. The record is from the annotation of a GenBank genome assembly. NCBI's taxonomy places the organism in Eukaryota, Dinophyceae, Suessiales, Symbiodiniaceae.